Aethina tumida (small hive beetle) is the source of this 1852-nucleotide messenger RNA. It is a transcript of the gene FipoQ, whose product is annotated as F-box/LRR-repeat protein 2. Gene Ontology annotation, biological process: SCF-dependent proteasomal ubiquitin-dependent protein catabolic process; positive regulation of protein ubiquitination. Gene Ontology annotation, molecular function: protein binding. Gene Ontology annotation, cellular component: SCF ubiquitin ligase complex. The transcript has 7 exons. NCBI's taxonomy places the organism in Eukaryota, Metazoa, Arthropoda, Insecta, Coleoptera, Nitidulidae. The record is from RefSeq and is a predicted model, not a curated record. Bases 177 to 1718 code for a protein of 513 amino acids.
GCUUGUUGCGAGUCGGUCGUCUCGUUUCUGGGCACCGACCUAUUUUCGUUCUUCGUGUUCAUCCGCGAAAACGCCGCAUAUUUUCUUCUCGUUGACCGUUCACAUUUCGCGGUGCUUCUUGUGCGGGUGACCAUAUUAUGUGUUAUUGGUGAUUUUUUUUAAAAUAGUGUUGGAAAAUGGAUGCGUGGGGUACACUGGAUAUAGGGGCGGCUGCGAUCGUCAGGGAUGAUUUGAACGCCAGCGGCAGAAGAACGAGAAAGGCUACGACAAUAGAAAAAUUGCCAGACAAAGUCCUCCUCCACAUCUUCAGCUACCUAAGUCACAAAGAAAUCUCCCGCAUGGCCAGAGUCUGUAAGCGAUGGAGACUGGUUGCCUACGACACUAAAUUAUGGAAAAACGUGUCCCUACGUCCGGAAAUAUCCGGUUUACAUGUCGGUUCAUUGGAAUCUCUUCUCGCACUGAUCAGCAUCCGAUUUGGACCGUCUCUGAGAUACAUUGAAUUGCCAAUUGAAUUGAUAACACACACGGUUUUGCACGAGCUGGCCAACAAGUGUCCCAAUUUGACGCACAUGCUGUUGGAUUUCUCCACUGCGAUGCAGCUGCACGAUUUCAGUGAGCUUCAAGCUUUUCCCACUAAAUUAAAGUACUUGUGUAUUUGUUUGUCUGAAGUCAUAUUUAUGGAAGGCUUCAUGAGGAAAAUAUAUAACUUCAUCAACGGUUUGGAGAUAUUGCACUUGAUCGGUACUUAUGAGAAAGUAGAGGAGGAAGAGGAGGAAAUUUACGAAGUUAUCAACGUCCACAAACUCAAAUCAGCCACUCCCAACUUAAGAGUCAUUAAUUUGUAUGGCAUUAAUUUCGUGGAUGACAGUCACAUCGAUGCUUUCAGCUCCAAUUGCAUCCAGUUGGAAUGUCUUGCUGUCAACUACUGUUCUAAAGUAACAGGCUCAACACUAAAAACCCUGAUUCAAAGAAGCAGAAGGCUAAAGUGUCUGUUAAUGAAUGGAACCAAUUUGAAUAGCGAUUACUUCAUGCAAGUGGAGUGGGAAAAGUCCAAUUUGCAAGAGCUGGACAUAACAGCAACAGAUUUAAACAGUGACGCCCUUACGGACAUGCUAACGAGAUUACCUGGGUUGCGAUUCUUAAGUGCCGGGCAACUGAACGGCUUCAACGACUCAGUUUUGAAGGCUUAUCAGGAGUCAGGAAACUCCAGACACUUGGUGGCUUUAGACCUGGACAGCUCCGACAAUCUGUCGGAAGACGCCAUUUACAAAUUCUUGUGCAAGCACGGCCACCAAUUGUGGGGUCUCGGAUUGUCUGGUAUGACCCACAUUACUGAUCAAUUGUGGCAAUCCAUCUUGCCCAUUUUAACCAACGCCAAGAUACUAGUGUUGGGUACGCAGGAAAGAUUAGGUGUUAACAUCCUGGUCGACCAGUUGAUGGACAGCAUUGCCAGAAAUUGCCCGAUUUUGGAACGGAUUGAGCUCAGAUGGGAUCCGGAGAACCUAAGAUUUUCGGACAAGAGUCAAAAGGCAAUCGACACGAUGCGUGUCAAGUGUCUUAAAUUAAAAUGCUUAUGUUUAAGUGAUGGUAGGUACUACGAAAUUGUCAAAGCAAAUUUCGAAAGAGCGGAUCGAAUGACGGUGGUGAGAACUCUUACUAAUUGUAGAGUGUCCAAUUAUUACUUACUGUCCAAUUAUAAAGAUCUUAUUUUUAAUUAACAUAUCUUUAAUCCAUAUCAGAUUUAUUGGGAAAGAAGUGCCUUCUAGUAUUAUAAUCAAAUAUGAUUAUGUGUGAUUUUACUAAAAUUUGUACAUACAAUAAUAUUAGAAAUAAAAUCAUUUGCAAUUCACAA